Molecule: messenger RNA, 879 nt
Organism: Talaromyces amestolkiae
Lineage: Eukaryota; Fungi; Ascomycota; Eurotiomycetes; Eurotiales; Trichocomaceae
Exons: 4
Coding region: 1-879 (292 amino acids)
Source: RefSeq, a predicted model, not a curated record
AUGAACGAUAAUUUGAGGAUAAACCAGCUCUUUGCCGUUAAGGAUCAUUGGGUCGCAAUCACAGGAGCAGCUAGUGGAAUUGGUCAUAUGCUCGCACGAGGUUGUACAAUCAAUGGCGCCAACACCAUUCUCAUAGAUGUCAAUAAAAAUGCUUUGGAACAAGUGAAAACCGAGCUACAAGGGCUCGCCCCAACAUUUGGCUGGGUUUCUUUAAAAGUUCAAACAAUCCAUGGGGAUCUUUCAAGUGAAGAAGGGGUCAAAAAAGUAGUUGAGACUAUCAAAUCCUCCCAUGGUUAUCUCGAUUGCUUGAUUCAUUGCGCUGGAAUACGCUUCAUGAACAAUAUUACCUAUACCCCUGGAGAUGGGCUCAGCAAGCUCGAAGCCGCCACUCUUUCUGCGCCAUAUCAAGGAUGGGAGAUAGUCUUCCGCGUCAACGUCCUUGCCCCAUACUACUUGACAGCUGGUUUGGUAACCCUUCUGGGAGCAGCUGCUGUGAAAGGCGAUGGGAGGGGUAGUGUUAUUAUGUUUAGCAGUCCGGCCAGUGUUCAUAAUCAUCAAUUUGUUCCUAUUUAUCAGACAUCCAAGGCCGCGGUAGACCACCUUGUGAGAAUAAUGGCGGCAGAGUUUGCAGAUUUCUACAUCCGUGUCAAUGCUAUUUCGCCUGGAAUUGUUCCAUCUGGGAUGACGCCAGAUGAUGGAACAUCUAAUCUUCGACUUGCGGAAGAAGCCCCCGCUAGGCGAGCUGGCAAUGAGGAGGAUAUGGUGGGAACUGCACUCUGGUUGAUGAGUAAAGCCGGUUCCUUUAUGGAUGGGAAAGUCAUACGUGCAGAAGGUGGUCGAUUACUGGUUCUCAAGGGUGUGACCUCUAAUUCCGACUAG